AUGGGAGGAAUUUUGAAGAACCCUUUACCGGAUCAGAAUGGCAAUUUCGAGGAUUCCGAAUCCAUCUCGGACUUCAGAAAGCAAGUGUAUAAGAACACGCAGUUGAAUGCUCAACUGAACUCUGCAAGCAAUAGCGGCAGAAAUGAUUUGCCACCAUCACCGAGGAAGCACUCGAUACCGAAAGAUGUGCUGAGUAUGAAACAUGAUAGGGACACACAGCAGCAUAACGAAGAAGAAGAAAGGCUGAAAUGGAACCAGCAAAACCUGGAUGCCAAUGACGUGGCCAAACUUCAAUAUCAGGAUAUUAGUAUUGAUGAGCCAAAGACGCCGUACCAGGGCGCUGUUGACCCCUCAGGCGAAUACUACAGAGACGAUGACGAAGAUGAUUUGGAAAGUUUGUCCCUUGGCGAGCCGAUCGUGGCUCCAAAAGAGAACGAAGCAGAAGAAGAAGAAGAAGAAGAGACAGAUUCGGGUGACGACCAUGAACUCGAUCCAAACUCUAAAGAGGCCCGCCACAAACGUUUUGAAGCUAUGAGAAAACAACACUACAAUCUGAAAGAUGUUCUCAAAACGCAAAAAAAUGGUGAUUUGGAUCUCGACGAAGAUGAACAAGAAUAG
Molecule: messenger RNA, 618 nt
Organism: Lachancea lanzarotensis
Lineage: Eukaryota; Fungi; Ascomycota; Saccharomycetes; Saccharomycetales; Saccharomycetaceae
Gene: GLC8
Product: LALA0S10e00342g1_1
Exons: 1
Coding region: 1-618 (205 amino acids)
Biological process (GO): regulation of signal transduction
Molecular function (GO): protein phosphatase inhibitor activity
Source: RefSeq, a predicted model, not a curated record